GUAUUGUAAAAAGAUUAAACUUUAGAUAAAAUUAUCACUACACUAGUAGUGUUUUUCCAUGCGAUAUGUAUAUAUAUGAGAUUUCUUCAUUGAUAACUAUGGAUUUCUUGAUUCGAGCAGUGUUUUUUCAUUUCUUAUGUAUAUGUGGUUGUAUCAAACCACAAGAUUUCAAUCACAAAUUCGAAUCGUGCAUAUAGCUUUAUAUAUCUAAAGGAUUUCUUGAUUCAAGCAGUGUUUUUUUUCAUUUUGCAGAGCGAAAUGGAGAAUGUGGGAGUGAUGAUGACCACUCCAAUGUCAGCCUAUCUGGAGCAACAGCUCCAGCAGCGCUUCACACUCUUCAAGCUUUGGGAAUCGUCCUCCCGAACUCAGUUCCUCACUCGGCGCGCCGACUCAGUCAAUGCGGUGGUCGGCGACACCAAAAUCGGCGCCGAUUCCGAGCUGAUUGACUCGCUCCCCCGCCUCGAGAUCGUCUCCACUUACAGCGUCGGCCUCGAUAAAAUCGACUUGGACAAGUGCCGAGAGAGAGGAAUUAGGGUUACCAACACCCCCGACGUGCUGACGGACGACGUCGCCGACCUCGCGAUUGGGCUGGCUCUGACCACGUUGAGGAGAAUCUGCGCCUGCGAUGCGUUUGUGAGGAGUGGAUCGUGGAGAAAUGGGGAUUUUCAGCUGGCUACCAAGUUCAGUGGCAAAUCAGUCGGCAUCCUCGGGCUAGGCAGGAUUGGUUCUGCCAUUGCCAAAAGAGCUAAGGCAUUUGGGUGCACCAUCGGCUACCAUUCCCGGACCAAGAAACAGAUCACCGACUACAUGUACCACUCCAAUGCCGUUGAUCUGGCUGCUAACUGUCGAAUCCUGUUCGUGGCAUGCUCCUUGACAGAUGAAACGAGACAUAUUGUGAAUCGGGAGGUUAUUGAUGCAUUGGGCCCUGGAGGGGUCCUUGUCAAUGUAGGACGAGGCGCACUUGUUGAUGAACAUGAACUUGUGUCUGCACUGUGCGAAGGCAGGCUAGGUGGCGCUGGGCUCGACGUCUUUGAGAACGAACCUCACGUGCCCGAGCUGUUUUUCGAGCUAGUGAAUGUAGUCCUGCUGCCUCAUGUUGGAACCGACACCGUCGAGACGAGCAACACUAUGGCUGAUCUCGUUGUUGCCAACUUGGAGUGUCAUUUCCUCAAGAAACCGCUGUUGACUCCGGUGAUCUGAGCAGAAUUAGCCAUCUUUUGUCACCAUCACCAUUAUGGCAAGUUUUUCUUUUGGUUGAUUGAUUUCGUAGGUGCAAAAAUUUGCAUAGUUUUAGGGAAAGUGGCAGCAUGUACAAUUUUGUAUCCUCAUAUUUAUAGUUCUAUAAUCUCUAAUUGCUGCUGAUUGUGAAGAGAAUGAGGAGAAAUAUUUUGAGCACGAGAAAUCUGUCCCAACCUUUUUGGCGCAUACAAAUUUUUGUGAGACUGUUUCACCAUGCUCAAUAUUCAAAUGCAUAAUCGUAUUUUAGUAA
Messenger RNA from Salvia miltiorrhiza (redroot sage), 1489 nucleotides. RefSeq names its product glyoxylate/hydroxypyruvate/pyruvate reductase 2KGR-like. The record is from RefSeq and is a predicted model, not a curated record. The transcript has 2 exons. Bases 259 to 1200 code for a protein of 313 amino acids. Lineage: Eukaryota; Viridiplantae; Streptophyta; Magnoliopsida; Lamiales; Lamiaceae. Gene Ontology annotation, molecular function: hydroxypyruvate reductase [NAD(P)H] activity; NAD binding; glyoxylate reductase (NADPH) activity. Gene Ontology annotation, cellular component: cytosol.